This is a messenger RNA of Ramularia collo-cygni, 2661 nucleotides long. RefSeq names its product probable protein arg-6, mitochondrial precursor. The coding region runs from base 1 to 2661 and encodes 886 amino acids. The transcript is spliced from 2 exons. The record is from RefSeq and is a predicted model, not a curated record. Lineage: Eukaryota; Fungi; Ascomycota; Dothideomycetes; Mycosphaerellales; Mycosphaerellaceae. Gene Ontology annotation, biological process: L-arginine biosynthetic process. Gene Ontology annotation, molecular function: L-glutamate N-acetyltransferase activity, acting on acetyl-CoA as donor; N-acetyl-gamma-glutamyl-phosphate reductase (NADP+) activity; acetylglutamate kinase activity. Gene Ontology annotation, cellular component: cytoplasm; mitochondrial matrix; mitochondrion.
AUGCAGUCCAUUGCGCGUCCGCUGCGCCAGCAGCUGGCUCGCCGCCGUCCCCUUCUGCCAUUGACCGCGACCACUGCCUCCGCCAGACCUGCCCUCGUCAAUGCUCGUCGCCAAUAUGCUUCGCAUAACCGCCUGGCGAAUGACUCUUCCGCACGCUCAGCAGUCAUCAAUGUGCUCAACAACAUUGGCUCCAAGCGUGAGGUGCAGCAGUACCUCGCUCAGUUCACUUCCGUCUCUUCACAGCAGUUUGCCGUGAUCAAGGUCGGCGGUGCCAUCUUGACAGACUACCUCGAUGUGCUCUGUGCCUCGCUGCGGAACCUCAACCAAAUGGGCCUCUACCCUGUAAUUAUCCACGGUGCAGGCCCGCAGCUCAACAAGAUGCUGCAAGAGGCCGGUGUGGAGCCCAAGUACAACGAGGGCAUCCGUAUAACCGACGGUAAGACGCUGGGAAUUGCUCGCAAGCUCUUUCUACAGGAGAACCUCAAGUUGGUCGAGGCAUUGGAGUCAUGGGGUGUGCGUGCGCGACCUGUCACUUCAGGAGUGCUCAUGGCCGACUACAAGGACAAGGAGACAUACCAGUUCGUCGGCGAGGUCAACCAGGUCAAUGCUCAGAGUUUGAAGGCUGCCAUUGCGGACGGCUACAUUCCUGUCAUGACCUGCAUGGCUGAGAGCGAGGAUGGACAGGUGCUCAAUGUCAAUGCCGACAAGGCUGCUGCUGAGCUGGCCAAGGAGCUCGUCCCGCUCAAGAUUGUCUACCUCUCGGAAAAGGGCGGUCUGUACGACAAAGAAACUGGCAAGUUGAUUGAAGCCAUCAACUUGGAUGAGGAGUACGAUGUGUACAUGAAGAAGCCGUGGGUCAUUCAUGGCACUCGCAGCAAGAUUCGGGACAUCAAGACCCUUCUUGACGWUCUUCCCCGAAGCUCCAGUGUUGCAAUCAUUCACCCCGAAAGUCUCGAGCGUGAGCUGUUCACUCACUCUGGUGCUGGAACUUUGAUCCGCCGGGGCACCAAGCUUCAGCAAUCCUCAUCUUUGAAGGAAUUCGAGGAUCUUGAGAAGCUCAAGAAGACCCUGGUUCGUGAGCGAGAGGGUCUUGAUGCUGCCAGUGUUGUGGACCGCUACCUCGAGAUCCUCGAGUCGAAGCCGUUCCGCGCAUACUACGAUGAGAACAUGGAGGCUCUCGCAAUCGUGCUACCACCGCAGGAAGGCUUAAACGGCCUUGGUCAUCUUGCUACACUCACCAUGAGCCGAGCAGCAUGGCUAUCAAACAUUGCCGAUAACGUUUUCCAAAAUCUCAAGCGCGACUUCCCCAAGCUUGCGUGGACCGUCAAGCAGGAUGAUGAGAACCUGGCUUGGUUCAGUGAGAAGGCCGAUGGCUCGAUCGUUCGUCGUGGAGAGGUGCUUUUCUGGUAUGGCAUUGAAAGUCCGGACGAGGUCCGUGAGCUCAUGAGCGAGUUCAUCCAGCACGGGCGUCAGAUGUUCGGGGAUAUAAACCUGGAGUCUCAGCUACACAGAGCCGCCGCAGCCGCCACGCGCAUUCGUGCGCGUGCUGCGGAGCUCGGUGGACGUGGGGCACAGCAGUCUCGAGCUUUCAGCACGAGCACACGGCCUACUAGGCGUGUCCGCGUUGACGGCCUACAACAAGUUCGAACGUACACUACCACCAACCCCAACCCACCCCUCGGUAUUAAGAACCGAGAAAAGGACUAUCCGGCGAAGGUCGCGCUUAUUGGCGCUCGUGGCUACACUGGCAAAGCGCUGAUUGACCUCUUGAACCGACACCCGAACAUGGAUCUCUGCCACGUCUCCUCCCGCGAACUGGCUGGCCAGAAGCUCAAGGGAUACGAGAAGAAGGAGAUCAUCUAUGAAAGUCUUUCUCCCGACGACGUUCGUAAAAUGGCCGAGAGGAAGGAGAUCGACUGCUGGGUCAUGGCCCUUCCCAACGGCGUAUGUAAACCUUAUGUUGAUGCUAUUGAGGAGUCUGGCCACCAGGAGGCUGUUAUCGUUGAUCUUUCUGCCGACUACCGGUUCGACUCCAGCUGGACAUAUGGUUUGCCAGAGCUAGUUAAGCGCAACAAGAUUGCCGGAGCUACACGCAUUAGCAACCCCGGAUGUUAUGCAACUGGUGCCCAGCUUGGAAUUGCACCUCUGGUGCCAUACCUCGCCUCGGCUCCCACUGUAUUCGGUGUUUCUGGUUACUCUGGUGCUGGCACGAAACCGUCUCCCAAGAACGACGUGAAUGUCCUCACCGAUAACCUCAUUGCCUACUCGCUCACCGACCACAUCCACGAAAAAGAAAUUAGCGUCCAGCUUGGACACGAAGUCGCAUUUAUCCCUCACGUAGCCGUAUGGUUCGCCGGAAUUCACCACACCAUCUCCCUCCCUCUGAAGGAGAAGAUGGCCAGCCGAGACGUACGUCAACUAUACCAGGACCGCUACGAUAACGAGAAGCUCAUCCGCAUUACUGGCGAGUCGCCUAUGGUCAAGAAUAUCUCUGGCAAGCACGGAGUAGAGAUUGGCGGAUUCGCUGUCCAUUCGAGUGGCAAGCGGGCCGUCAUCAACGUUACCAUUGACAACCUUCUAAAGGGCGCGGCCACACAAUGCUUGCAGAACAUGAACCUCGCUUUAGGAUACGCGGAGUACGAGGGGAUACCUUUGCAGUAG